UUCACUUCAAGCCCCGUGUCGUGGUACGCGCGUGUGUCGUCUACGCGUGGGUUUAACAAAACUAAGUUUGGUGGACGUGUAGGGGUCAUUUGAUAUGUUUUGUGCCACAGACGUGCCUUCUUUGCCGCUUAUUAGGAUCGUACACUGUUGACGGAGUUCAGCGAUUGCACCCACAAUCAUGUCGGAUCGCGAGCCGCGGUCACGCAGGAAGCGCAAAGCGGCACAGGAGAAAGCUGCGUUAGAACCUACAGUGCAUCCAAAGCUGCCAUCCGAGAAAGAAACUAGCAAAGGCAGCCGCACACAGGAGGAUGUGCAGGAAAGGCGUAGUAGUACAGUGAAAAUUGCCUUUGUUUUAGUUUUCACUGCCUUGGGCUUUGCUCUGGCUGCAGUAAUCUUCUCACUAUAUGGUGUUACUGGACAUAGAGAUGCAGAUGAUUCUCUAGUCUAUCCACAAGCUGAACCUUUAUAUGAAGAUGACAUUGCAGUACAAAAUGAAAUAAACGAAUUCCUUGAUAGGCCAGUAAGUGUUGAAGAGAAUUAUGCAACUGUUGGGAAUGCACCGAGUGAAUCUUCCUCCUCGAGCCAAGCGCUUUAUGGAAGCGCUGAUGAAAGUCACGCCAGCGCAGAGAAUACAGUGGAAAUUCAGCCCUCCAUGUCAGAACCUGUGGCUGUUGAAAUGACUCAUGCAGAAAGUGUUGUUACGGUUGAUGCUCCGAUACCCGUGCACACAGUGAUUGAAAGUGAAAGCCGCGAGUUACUUUAUGAAGACAGUAGUGAGACUGAAGCAUCUGCUGUGCAACUGGAAUCUCUGUUAAGCACUGAAGAAGCUGCAGUUGCAGAUGAAGUUUCCAUAGCUGCACAUCCUGAAAUAGAAACCUCAAGUUUUUCAGAAAGCACACCCCGAGCCGAUGUGACGACACACCAGGGGGAUGAUGAAAUAAUACCGACAACACUAGUUCAAGCAGGAGGAUCUGACUUUCCAGAAGCAUCUCAUGCGAGUAGUGCAACAGUUGAGUCUGUAGUAGAAAGCCUACCAUCUACAUUUCAAGAAGAGCCCAGUGAGGCAGAUGCACAAGGAGAAUUCAUUGAACGUCAUUUAGAAGAAGCUGAGGAACUUCUUGAGAAGUUCCCUGAAAAAGCACUUGCCCAGUUUAACAGCAUCCUUGGCACUGAUUCCCUGAACCCGAGAGCCACUUACGGAAAAGGCAGGGCUCUUGAAAAGCUAGCUGAGAUAAAGAAAAGUAAUGCCAUUGUAGAAGAUGCCAUUAAGGCCUACCUGGACACAAUGUCACUCCCCAAGGUGCCCAAUGAACUGUACCUCGAAGCUGGCAAGAGAUGCGCUGACCGUAUGAGGUUCCUUGGUGCCUACAAAAGAGCCCUGAGGCUACAGUUGGAGAUGUCCGAGAAACUUCCCGAAAACGUGGGUGUGAAAAACCAGAUAGCUGUCUCGUACCUGAUGAUGGGACGAGGAAAGGAGGCAGCCAAGGUUCUCGAGGAGGUGCUGCAACGCGACAAGGAAAAUGGCUUCGCUAAAGUGCACUACGGCUUCAUAUUGAAGACCGAGAGGAAUGACAUGGAAGGUGCUAUAAAGUACAUGAGAGAAGGCAUUGCUACAAAAGAGCCUGGUGUCACCGACGGAAGGUUUUACUUUCACCUCGGAGACGCCUUAGCCCGCACUGGACGAGCCAAAGAGGCAGAGGCAGUGUACAAGGAGGGCGUGAAGGAGGGACUGUUCUUCUCCGUUUAUCAACGUUCCCUGUAUAAUGUGCGUGGGUUGAAGGCACAACCCUGGUGGCGCGCAGGGGAAACACCCUAUGCGGCAAGCAUUCGGGAACUCGAAAGAAAUUGGAAAGAGAUCAGAGAUGAGGCUAUCUCUUUGAUGGAUGAUAGAGGCUUCCUUCCAGAGUCCGAAAACCUCCGGGACACUGGUGACUGGAGACAGUUUGAAAUGUUUUCUAGGGGACGCAAACUUGAUCAGAAUUGUCAACGAGCCCCAAAAACCUGCGCACUAGUCAGCAAGAUACCUGAUGCAGCAAAUUGCAAAAGAGGCCAGGUGAAGUUUUCCAUCAUGCAUCCGGGCACACAUGUCUGGGCACACACUGGUCCAACAAACUGUCGACUCCGGGCACACCUAGGUCUAGUUGUUCCACCUAAGGUGCGAAUACGUGUGGCUAACGAUACCAGGACUUGGAAGGUUGGAAAAUUUAUAAUUUUUGACGACUCGUUCGAGCAUGAGGUGUGGCACGAAGGAGAGAGUUUUCGACUAGUGCUCAUAAUGGAUCUCUGGCAUCCUGACCUCACACCUCAUCAGAAGGCUACGUUAGCACCAAUAUAACACUGUAGCAUCUUCCACGUGAUGCAAGUGUGGAGCUCCACAUUCUGGUCUGUAUUCCAAUAAGUAUGUGGGAGCAUGGUAAGCCCUGCCACAGUCCCAAUCAUUUCUGGGGUUCAAGAGGAAUUUCAGCUCCUACAAAGACAUCACCGAAGUUGGCCUACAUUGAAGGAAAUGCAUUCUUCUCCUGUGGCAGCAGAGCCACUCGGUAUGUCGCCCACUGAUGUAGCAUUACCGGUUCAGUCGUGCCAUAGAGUAGGCUCAUAUAUGUAUACGAACAUUCGUAAAAAUAUGCACAUCAGAAGUGCUGAAGCAAAAAACACUAUUCUAUAUGGUCAUACAGGACCCGAGUCUAACAAAUGCUUUAUGUAUUUGCUCUGGUAAAUACUAUGCACUAGGACAAUAUCUACUAUGCAAUAGGACAAAAGGGAGAUCCAGUGUGGGUAUUGGACAGCUCACCAGUUUGCAUUAUGUUCUCUGUCAAGAAGCCAAACAGCAGUUGUUGUGCAAUCUAUACCACGAUAAGGAAGUUACACUAUCGACACUUGCAAGCAAUAGGCUGUUCAAGGGCUUCACUGUGGCCUCACAUUAGGCUGUGUCUUUGACAUUGUGUAAAGAUGAUCCCACCCAUGCUCAACAUUGUUGAUAAGACAUAUGAAUGAAUCUGCAUGCUCCAGUGUCCAUGUGGCAAAAGUAAAAAAAUUAAGUAAAUUAAGUCAAAAUUAUUUUAUUUUUGUCUUCAUUAGCACUUACACAUAGAGGGUAACCCAGGGGCUAAAUUUUGCGAUGUCACGAAGCACAAACCUUAAAAGGAGCAAAAGUACUAAGGAAAGUGGAUUUCAUAAAAAGUUAUUGGUUUCGGCUGAAUGCACCCGUGACGCCCACAUGCUGACCUGCCCCUGCAGGACCUUUUUAAUUUUGUUGCAAUGUCACAGUACUGUAGCAGAGCAAAUCGGCAAAAUAAAAAGUACAUAUUCUUGAAGGCGGCUAUUUUUUAGUAUUAAGGAAGUAAAGCAGCUAUUUCUUAGGAUAGGACCAACCGCAGAGGCAGGUAUUAUGGUGUGAACAAAAUCACUGAAGCAGCGAGAAAUGAUGUUACAUUCAUAAAAAAAAGUUUGCGUACAAAUCCAGCAAAAAGUUGCAAAUCUUCUACAUGUAUGCAUUUUCUUCUUCUAGUCAUCAUGUUAAACUUUUGUUUGAAGAAAAAUAUGCCUCCGCAUUCAAAUCCAUACCCCACUUGUUCUACAUGUUGCUCACAAGUGAAGAGCAAAUAUACUCUGAAUUUAUAUCUGCUUAUUUAUAUCUGCUAUGACUGUGCUGUAAUAGGUGGAUUUGUGCUAAGUUUCAUGCCUUUGCUGAAUAAUUAUCUUGAAAUUUGACCUCUGAAAACUGUUCCCUAAGUAACGUUCUUUCGUGCGUCUUACAUGUAUUUAUAAAACUCCAAAUUGCACACAAACAACGAGAAAUAGCCAAGGCAGGCUACAAACAUUAACGACACAAACACAUAAGCCAAACAACUUGGGAAAAAUCCUGGGUCAGCACCUUCCCCCUCCCCAGAGUUGUUUGAUUCCAGUUGUGCAUUUUGCAUGACUCCCAUUAUCAUAAAUGCAUUUUGGGUGACAUGAGCAACAACUAGCAUUACUGUUAUCAUCACAGUUCUGCAUCAACAUACCUCAUAUUAAGUGCAAUAACAUGUGUGGUGCAAUAACCCUCAUUGAGUGGAAGUCAGUCAUGGUGACAUACACGUGUGCCUUACUUGCGUACAUUGUUGUUGCAGAAAUGUGCACUGCACAACCUCUAUUAUGCUAUACACACGUAAGUGCUCAAACCCAGACAUUUAUUUUUCUUGUUACAAUGAACUGCAGGAAGACUGGGUUGUUAUAAUGCGCAGUUGCUGGUAAGCUGUAACCGAGUCUACCCAAGAAUAAAUCCCAUAAUCACCCUGGCCACCUGGUGGAAAAUGUUGUCCACUGGUAAAGUGCUAUUCCGCGUAUCCCACCUUUCAAAUGUUACCACCACCAUUGAAUGUGAACAAAAUCCCAUGGCAACAGCAUCGAAGGAAGCCCUCUUUUGCUCGUACUGUUGUGGAUUCAAACACAUGACACCUCAGCUUCGUUGCUCCUUGGUUCCAACAAUAGCUAAAUUUGGCAGCUGCGUUGCCAAGCAUAAUUCUAGCGAUCUGCGAUAGACUCUGACGUCCCACUGCUAAUACUCAUUCAAGUGCAAAUGUAAAUGUGUGUGUACACAUGCCACAGCUUUGGAGCCCAACUACCACAUGUGCCUUUGUGCUGAACACAUAAGUAGUGCAUUGUAAAAGUAUCUAUGCUUGAGCAGAGAUUUGUAUGAAUACUCAUAUGUACUGCAAUAAAUCCCUUUUUGCAGAACA
Messenger RNA from Ornithodoros turicata, 4718 nucleotides. Its product is annotated as aspartyl/asparaginyl beta-hydroxylase-like. Gene Ontology annotation, cellular component: endoplasmic reticulum. The record is from RefSeq and is a predicted model, not a curated record. Gene Ontology annotation, molecular function: peptidyl-aspartic acid 3-dioxygenase activity; protein binding. The transcript is spliced from 15 exons. The coding region runs from base 179 to 2335 and encodes 718 amino acids. Gene Ontology annotation, biological process: peptidyl-aspartic acid hydroxylation. NCBI's taxonomy places the organism in Eukaryota, Metazoa, Arthropoda, Arachnida, Ixodida, Argasidae.